AUGAAUCUGUUUAAUGUUGCUGAUGUGUACAUCGAUAGGAUAGUGAACUCCACCUCGAAGGCCAGGCAGGGAGCCAUAAACGUGAAUGAACAGAGCAGAAUUAAGGUGCUGUUGCUGGAUAAGGAGACCGUUUCCACCAUAUCUAUGUGUGCCACCCAGAGUGAAUUACUAGACCAUGAGAUCUUUUUGAUUGAUACGAUUGAGAACGCCAGUCGGGAUGUUAUGAGACAUCUUAAGUGUUUAGUAUAUGUUAAGCCUUGCGAAGAGAGUAUCAGAUGUUUGGUUCAAGAGUUACAAAACCCCAAAUAUGGAGAAUACCACAUUUUCUUCAACAACAUGGUUAGCAAGUCACAAUUGGAACGCCUGGCUGAAGCUGAUAAUUUAGAAGUGGUUGUCAAAAUUGAAGAGAUCUUUCAAGAUUAUCAAAUUCUUGAUCAAGACUUGUUCUCUUUCGAUUUGGAAAGUGGAACUUUAUUCAAGGAGGACCUCUCCAUAUGGAAUGCCUCAGGGCUUAAUACAUGUGUGAAUAGUCUGCUGUCUGUUUUACUCUCCUUAAAGGUAAGACCGGAUAUUCGUUUUGACAAAAAUAGUAAACUCUGUAACAAAUUGGCUAGAGAGUUAAAUAAUGACAUCGAGAAACAUGAUAAGGCACUAUUCGAUUUUCCCACAAUGGAUGCUCCACCCAUGUUAAUAAUACUAGAUAGACAGAAUGAUCCAAUGACACCACUCCUACAACCUUGGACGUACCGUUCCAUGAUUAAUGAAUAUAUUGGAAUCAAGAGAAACAUAGUGGAUUUAUCAGGGAUCCCGGAUAUUGACAAAGAUUUAAUCAAAGUGACAUUAUCCUCUAAACAGGACCCCUUUUUCCAUGAUACAGUUUAUUUAAAUUUUGGUGAGUUGGGUGAUAAAGUGAAACAAUAUGUCAAUAAUUAUAAAAAGGCAACAAAAUCAAACAGUAAGAUCGAUACCAUUGAAGAUAUUAAAAAUUUUAUUGAAAAAUAUCCGGAAUUUAGAAAAUUAUCAGGAAAUGUGGCCAAACAUAUGGCUAUCGUUAGUGAAUUGGAUAGACAACUAAAGCUUAGAGACAUUUGGGAAAUUAGUGAAGUGGAACAAAAUUUGAGUGUUCAUAAGGAUAAUCAAGAGGAUUAUGAUAAUUUAAUCAAAAUUUUAGAAACCCCCCAGGUUAAAUUUUUCUACAAGAUCAAAUUAGCAUGCAUCUUUCUUUUAAGACAUUCUGAAAAUAAUGUGAAGAUUAAUCAAUUGGUGGAGAUUUUGAAAAACCAAGGUGUCAGUAUGGAGGAAUUAUCACUAUUUUAUAAAUUUAAAAAGAUAAUAGAGGCUAAACUAAAAAGAGAUUUAAACAAAGGCCAGGAUGAAGGAAAUUCAGUAGAUAACAAAGACAACGACUUGCUAAGUGAACUAGCAAGAAAAUUCAAUACACGAAUGGAAUCUGCCAAAAAUUUAAGUCAAGGUCGCAAAGCUCAAAACGAUAAUGUGUACAUGCAACACAUACCGGAUAUUUCCACCAUGUUGACUGAUCUGUCCAAGAAUAAACUAUCUCAAGUUAAAUUUGGGAUUAUUGGCGGGACACAAUCAAAGGAAGCUAUCACUCCUGCGUCUGUGGUAGUUCCACAAGAUGUGAUCAUAUUUGUUGUCGGUGGUGUUACAUAUGAAGAAGCUCGUCUCGUUCGUCAAUUUAAUGAAACUAUGAAAGGGAAGAUGAGAGUUAUUCUUGGUGGGACAUCAGUCAUCUCUACAAGUGACUAUUUAAGUUCGUUCUCGUAA
Molecule: messenger RNA, 1785 nt
Organism: Naumovozyma castellii
Lineage: Eukaryota; Fungi; Ascomycota; Saccharomycetes; Saccharomycetales; Saccharomycetaceae
Gene: VPS45
Product: Vps45p
Exons: 1
Coding region: 1-1785 (594 amino acids)
Source: RefSeq, a predicted model, not a curated record